Setaria italica (foxtail millet) is the source of this 1666-nucleotide messenger RNA. RefSeq names its product bZIP transcription factor TRAB1. Gene Ontology annotation, biological process: positive regulation of DNA-templated transcription. Bases 388 to 1470 code for a protein of 360 amino acids. Gene Ontology annotation, cellular component: nucleus. The record is from RefSeq and is a predicted model, not a curated record. The transcript has 4 exons. Gene Ontology annotation, molecular function: DNA-binding transcription factor activity. Lineage: Eukaryota; Viridiplantae; Streptophyta; Magnoliopsida; Poales; Poaceae.
UCGGCCACUAUAGGCACCGCCGCGGGGAGGGGACACCUGUCCUCCGCCGCACUCUGACCUCCCCGCCCACGCCCACGCCGCGGGAGAGCGAGAGCACCCGCACCAAGGCUAGCCGCGGCGGCGACUAGGCGAGACAGGUAGCAGCUGCCUGCCUCCGCCCACCGAACCCCACCACCACCACCGAGGCGGAGGAGGCGGAGGCGCACGGCAGCACAGUCCCUUGCCUUCCAAUUCGGUCGUCCCACGCAUCGAUUGCGCCCGCGCACGCGCGCCCCCGUCGCUUUGCCGUCUCCGCCCGCCCGCCCCGGAAGCAACCUAUAUAGAGCGCCGCGAAUCCCGCCCGGCUUCCCCGUCACCGCGCCGCAGCGGGAAGGUUGAGGGGGGCGGAUGGAUCUGAAGGACGGGGAGCGGCGGGGGGCGGCGGGGCCAGGCCCGCUGUCGAGGCAGGGGUCGAUCUACUCGCUCACGUUCGACGAGUUCCAGAGCACGCUCGGCGGGAUGGGCGGGGGGCUCGGCAAGGACUUCGGCUCCAUGAACAUGGACGAGCUGCUGCGGAGCAUCUGGACCGCCGAGGAGAGCCAGGCCAUGGCGUCAGCGUCCGCCGCGGCCUCCGCGUCCGCGGCGGGGGCCGCGGGGGAGGACGGCGCCGCGCUGCAGAGGCAGGGGUCGCUCACCCUGCCGCGCACGCUCAGCGUCAAGACGGUGGAUGAGGUCUGGCGGGACUUCGUCCGCGAGGGCCCGGCGCCGGGGGCGGCCGGCGGCGGGGCGGAGCCGCAGCCCAACCGGCAGCCGACGCUCGGGGAGAUGACGCUGGAGGAGUUCCUGGUCAGGGCCGGCGUCGUCCGGGAUAACCCCACCGCGGCGGCGAUGGCGGCGGCGGCGGCGGUCCCCGCGCAGCCGGUGGCUCCGCGGCCGAUUCAGGCGGUCAGCAAUGGCGCCUCCAUCUUUUUCGGCAACUUCGGCGCCGCCAAUGACGCCGGCACGGGCGCGAUGGGUUUCGCGCCGGUGGGGAUUGGGGAUCAGGCCAUGGGCAACGGGCUCAUGCCUGGGGUGGCCGGGAUGGCGAGUGCUGCUGUCACUGUGAGCCCCGUGGAUACGUCGGUGGCCCAGCUGGAUUCCGUGGGCAACGGGAACGGGGACCUGUCCUCGCCCAUGGCGCCGGUGCCAUACCCAUUUGAGGGAGUGAUAAGGGGGAGGAGGAGCGGUGCAGGUGUGGAGAAGGUGGUGGAGCGGCGGCAGAGGAGGAUGAUCAAGAACAGGGAGUCUGCUGCUAGAUCCCGUGCCCGGAAGCAGGCAUAUACCAUGGAGUUGGAAGCUGAAGUUCAGAAACUCAAGGAACUAAAUGCGGAAUUGCAGAAGAAGCAGGAUGAAAUGAUGGAAAUGCAGAAAAACCAGGUCCUGGAAGUGGUCAGCAAUCCGUAUGCACAGAAGAAACGCUGCCUGCGAAGAACAUUGACAGGUCCCUGGUAACUGAGUUGUUGAUGCUCGAACUUGACAAGAUAUUUAACAUUAUGGUACUUGUACAUAUCGUCAGGAUUUGGUGAACCCGAAUUUCUGUUGUAUAUUAGCGAUCAACAGAGUCGAGUGUACUAGUGCUUAAUUUUCUUAUCCUGUCACUAUGCCUCCUUGAGUUCGUUCUUCAAGUCUGCUGGCUUUAUUGCUCUUC